Lichtheimia ornata is the source of this 2019-nucleotide messenger RNA. RefSeq lists its product as uncharacterized. Gene Ontology annotation, biological process: ribosomal subunit export from nucleus. Gene Ontology annotation, molecular function: GTP binding; GTPase activity. NCBI's taxonomy places the organism in Eukaryota, Fungi, Mucoromycota, Mucoromycetes, Mucorales, Lichtheimiaceae. The record is from RefSeq and is a predicted model, not a curated record. The transcript has 7 exons. Bases 1 to 2019 code for a protein of 672 amino acids. Gene Ontology annotation, cellular component: cytosol.
AUGCCACCAAAAGGGAAAAAGCAACAAGGCAGCUUGGGACGCGCCGUUAUCAAGUCUCGCUUCCAAGGACAGCGAUCUAUCAAACUCGAUGAAGGAAAGCUGCAUACGACAGAUUCCGAGGAACCCAAAUGGGUCAAGAUGCAAAGUAUUACGCAAGAGAACGAUUUGGAAGCCUUCUUGACAACAGCAGCUUUGGCUGGUACUGAGUUCACUGCAGAAAAACUCAAUGUCAAGGUUGUCCAGGACACGUACCAGAAUCCCUUCCUACUCUCUGAACAAGAAGAAGAAGAUACGAUUGCCAAGCACCGUGAAAACUACUCUCGUCUCACUGUCCCAAGACGUCCACCAUGGGAUAAGUCAAUGUCAGCUGAACAACUUCAUCAACGUGAACGUGAAAGUUUUUUGGAUUGGCGUAGAGGCAUGGCACAGCUUGAAGAAGAUGAAGGCUUGUUGCUCACUCCCUAUGAGAAGAAUCUUGAAGUGUGGCGUCAAUUGUGGCGUGUCAUUGAGCGUUCUCAGCUGGUCGUGCAAAUCGUUGAUGCUCGUAAUCCAUUGCUUUUCCGGAGCGCUGAUUUGGAAAAGAGUGUCAAGGAAGUGGAUCCACGAAAGAAGAAUUUGCUAUUGAUCAACAAGGCCGAUUAUCUAAGUGAUGAUCAAAGACGUUGGUGGGCCGACUAUUUCGAAUCCCAAGGAAUCAGAUACACCUUCUUUUCAGCAGCACUUGCAGCUAAGCAACAAGAAGAAGAACGCUUGGCUCAAGAGAAGAAGGAGAUGGAGGAGGCACUCAAAGCUCAAAAGCAAUCCAGCGAGGAAGAUGAUGACGAAGAAGAAGAGGAGGAGUCUGAAGAAGAGAAUGCUAGCGACAGUGAGAAGCCAGCUGAAGAGCAACAAGAGAAGAAGGACGACACACAAGAUAUCAGUGAAGCUUUGUCAGACACCAAGCUUUCAGAAUCAAAGGAACCUGUGGAUGAGCGUAUUCGUGUGCGGACAACUACCAAUUUGCUUGACUUGUUGAUUGAUGAAACACCCAAAGAAGAGCAAGGUGAUGGAGAUGAGGAACCCAAGGUGGUGAUUGGUCUUGUUGGUUACCCCAAUGUUGGUAAAUCAAGCACUAUCAAUGCAUUGAUUGGUGAAAAGCGCGUGUCAGUAUCAUCCACUCCAGGCAAGACCAAACAUUUCCAAACCAUCCAUUUGACUCCCAAGCUGGUUCUUUGUGAUUGCCCUGGUCUUGUGUUCCCAACCUUUUCUACCACCAAGGCCGAUCAAGUCUGUAAUGGUGUAUUGCCUAUCGAUCAGUUACGUGAACACAGCGGCCCUACAUCUCUUGUUGCCAAACGGAUACCACAAGCAGUAUUGGAAGCUACCUAUGGUAUUCGUAUCAGGACACAACCCAAGGAAGAUGGUGGUAGUGGAAUCCCUACAAGUGCCGAGCUGUGCUCUGCCUAUGCAAUUGCAAGAGGUUAUUUCCGAUCCAGCCAAGGCAACCCUGAUGAAGCACGUGCAGCACGAUAUAUCCUCAAAGACUAUGUCAACGGAAAGCUCCUUUAUUGUCAUCCUCCACCAAAUUACAAGCGUGAUCCUUUGGAAUUCAACAAGGAAAAUAAUCAAGUUGCCAUGCAAACACAAAAGAAAUUGGCACCCGUUACACGUGUCCCAGCAACAGCUGCCAACUAUGUCGCACCAGCAGGACAAGCAACACCUACAUCAGCACCACGAGGAUCAAAGACUGAAGCAGUGGAUCGAUCUUUUUUCAAUGCCCACAUGUCAGCUCCAAGCGUGCGUGGGAAAGCAGCUGGUAUGAUGCGAGGAGGAGGAUUUUCUCGUGUGACCAUGUACCCACAUCAACGGGUACUUGCCGACGAUGGUACACCACUUCCACAAGGUAGGAGAGAACGUCUGGCAAUGGUAGCACAAAAUGCAGAAGCUGCUGGUGGUAUUGUGCCUGGCAAGAAGCAUCACAAGAAGGGCAAGAAACAUGUCAAGGUGCGAAGCGGUGCAGGCUAUGGCGAUUAUGAUUAG